AUGGAUGGCCAGUCAAACAACAUAUUAAUUACGUUUACUCCUCUUGAAAUCGGACUUAUUUCUGCUGGAAUAGUUCUUACUUUACUUUUUCUGAUCACAAUCGCCUGGGUGGCUUAUUACUUUUGGAGGAGACAAGAUAGGCAACAAUACUUAGAAAAACAGCUUAAAUACCACAGGUCACCACCCCAGCCCCAAAUAAAUAUACCUCGUCCUCUUAAAUAUCCACCAACAAAUCCUGCCGAGGAGAGUGAGAAUGUGACCAACAAGAAAGGAUAUCCCGUGCAACAAUCCUUCAACGAGGGCAGUGAGAAUGAGACCAACAAAAAAGGAUAUCCCGUGCAACAAUCCUUCAACGAUGACAGUGAGAAUGAGACCAAUAAAAAAGGAUAUCCCGUGCAACAAUCCUUCAAUGAAGUCCCGUCGCAAUCCCUUCAAUUUUCCCAUAGAGAAUCGACAAUUACGGAUGUUGCCCCGUUGUCAACGGUUACUCAGUCAGGACCAGGGCAGUAUCCCUACCGUGACUAUUAUACACAGCGGGAUGGUAUAAAAGAUGGCCGCGUGCAUGCGCAGGUUGCCAGCGAUGGCUUGAAAUCAGCUACAGAGUCGCCACCUAUAAGCAGCCUCCAACACCUGAGUCCGUACAACUACUAUAAUGCAAGUGAAAUCAACGAACAGAUUGACGCAUACAUAAACAAUCAAUCCAUAGGAGACUCAACCCCUUCAUCAGCCAUGUCAUCGGGCAUCAAAGUGACACGCUUUCCAGUGGAGGUUAACACACGGCCUAAUAUUGGUAUUCACAAGAAAAGACUGGGUUAG
Messenger RNA from Owenia fusiformis, 816 nucleotides. NCBI's taxonomy places the organism in Eukaryota, Metazoa, Annelida, Polychaeta, Sabellida, Oweniidae. The record is from the annotation of a GenBank genome assembly.